CAGAAAACCAAAGGACCCAGGGUACAAAAGCAGGAGCGCGUGGCUGAGCAGCGGUGACCUCAUCAUGACCAAGCUUACUCUCCUCGCAGGCCUUUGCCUGGUGAUGUGCCAGAUGGGCACCGCCAUGGACAUGAUCUGCUACUUCACCAACUGGUCCCAGUACCGACCCGGGACGGGGAAGUACAUGCCGGCCAACGUGGACCCGUUCCUGUGCACCCACCUGAUCUACGCCUUCUCCAUCGUCAACUACGCCAACGAGCUGGUGACCUACGAGUGGAACGACGAGGCCCUCUACAAGGACUUCAACGCCCUGAAGACCAAAAACCCCAGCCUAAAGACACUCCUGGCCGUUGGCGGGUGGAACUUCGGAACAAGCCAGUUCACCAUCAUGGUGUCCUCAGCAGCCAACAGGCAGACGUUCAUCCAGUCCUCCAUCAAGUUCCUGCGGACGCACGGCUUCGACGGGCUGGACCUGGACUGGGAGUACCCCGGAGCUCGAGGGAGCCCCCCAGAGGACAAGCAGAGGUUCACGCUGCUGUGCAAGGAGCUGUUAGCGGCCUAUGAGGCGGAGGGAACGGCAACGGGGCGCCCGAGGCUGAUGCUCACCGCCGCAGUGGCUGCUGGGAAGGCGACCAUCGACGCCGGUUACGAAAUCGCCGAGAUCUCCAAAUACCUGGACUUCAUCAACGUGAUGACCUACGACUUCAACGGCGCCUGGCAGAGCUUCACCGGGCACAACAGCCCCCUGUACCGUGGGGCCCAGGAGCAAGGAGAGCUCAUCUACUUCAACACCGACUAUGCCAUGACGUACUGGCGGGACCAGGGUGCGCCGGUCGAGAAGCUGAGGAUGGGAUUCGCCACGUACGGCCGCACCUUCCGCCUGACGUCCCGGGACACCGGCGUGGGCGCCUCCGCGAGCGGCCCGGCGUCCGCCGGCACCUACACCCGGGAGGCCGGCUUCUGGUCCUACUACGAGAUUUGCACCUUCCUCCAAGGAACCACCGUGCAGUGGAUUCAGGACCAGAAGGUUCCGUACGCUGCCAAAGCCAACGAGUGGGUCGGCUUCGACACGCAGGAGAGCUACGAGACCAAGGUGCGCUACCUGAAAGAUAAGAAGUUUGGAGGGGCCUUUGUCUGGGCUCUGGACCUGGAUGAUUUCACCGGGCAGUUCUGCGGGCAGGGGACACACCCUCUCAUGGGCCACCUGCACAAGCUGCUCAAUAUCGAACUGCCGCCACUGCCUCCCACCACCACCCUCCCCCCGGGAGCGACAACCACAACCAAAGCCACGCCUCCCACCACCACGACAACCACCACCACCUCGACGGCGCCCCCUGGCAGCGGCUUCUGCUCCGGCAAGCCCGACGGGUUGUACCCGGUCCAGACCAACCGCAACGCGUUCUACCAGUGCGCCCACGGCAGAACCUGGGUCCAGAACUGCAGCCCCGGCACGGUCUUCAGCGACCAAUGCAAGUGCUGCACGUGGCCUUAGAACCGGAACCGGACCCGGACCCGGACCCGGAGCGGACCGGACCCGGACCACGGUUGCUGUCGAUGCCUGAAUGUCUAUUACAGUAGAAAAAAAAAAACCAUCACUAAAUACACAUUAGGACAGCCAGCUCCUCAAGUCUCAGUUUCUGAAUCAUUAUUUACAUUGCAGGUGCUUAACGAGGUGCUUUAACGAGAGUAACGAGCCUAACUUUUUUUUUUGCGUUCGCGCAUUCAGUAGCGUCCAUUCAUAUAACUGGAUAUAUGCGGAGGGAAUUCGGGUUGUACAGCUUGCUCAGGUGUACAACAGCAGUGUCCUACCUACCAAUCAAACCCGCAACAUUCAGGUCACAUGUUCAGUUCCCUAACCAUUAUAUAACACUGCCCCCCCCACCCCCCUUACACCCUUGUGGUUAAAAAAAAUUUUCAUAAAGUAACAUAAACAUAGAUUUUUUUUAAUGCAGAAAGGAAACAAAUGAAAAUGAACUUUUUGAUGGUAGGUUAGCGCCACCAUGUGGCCCAGAAAUAGUACAACACUGAGUCACGGCCAUAGCCUAUCACAAUUAUCUGGGAACGUGAAUGAUGGCUCUACCAGAGGUGUUGAAGUUCAUAGUGAGAUAUGUAUUUGGCACAAAUAAUUUGAUAAACUUAGGCAAAAGGGCUCGUCUCUUGAAACUGUAUUUCGGGCUAUUUAAUAUUCGUUAAUAUUCAUUUAAUAUUCAUUUAAUUCAUUUAAUAUUCUUUGAGAAUAUGUAUCAAUAUUUCAUACAAAUAGCUAAAGGUUUCACGCAUUUAGCAAACGCAUGGAAUGUUACCAAAUGUAUGCAAUAUUUCUUACAUUUAUUACAUGUUCAAAAAAAAAAAAGCCGUCAGGUAUAUAGUAUUACAGUCACUUCAGUUAUACAAAAAUCACAAAAUAUUUGCCAGUUACAGAACAAUGACAUUGUGGUAUGUCUGUACAAUCUGAUAUACUAGAGAUUACUCACUAGUCGAUAUUUGUAAUGUUGACUGUCAGUCAGUUCGGUCAGAAAUCCAAUUUACUCAGUUCUCCAUCUACCUGCUGCAGCGAGUGCUCUGUUGUCAGUCAUUCCGAGUUUGGUGGUUGCUUUAAGCGAUGAAUUGUCAUCGUAAACGGCACAAAGCCUUAUUUAUUCAUGCACUGUCGUACAGUUAUAUGCUCAUAUACAUCAAUAAAAAAUGCUGUAUACCUCA
Messenger RNA from Anguilla rostrata (American eel), 2700 nucleotides. RefSeq names its product acidic mammalian chitinase-like. Gene Ontology annotation, biological process: carbohydrate metabolic process. The coding region runs from base 65 to 1492 and encodes 475 amino acids. The record is from RefSeq and is a predicted model, not a curated record. NCBI's taxonomy places the organism in Eukaryota, Metazoa, Chordata, Actinopteri, Anguilliformes, Anguillidae. The transcript is spliced from 12 exons. Gene Ontology annotation, molecular function: chitin binding; hydrolase activity, hydrolyzing O-glycosyl compounds. Gene Ontology annotation, cellular component: extracellular region.